Molecule: messenger RNA, 721 nt
Organism: Sipha flava (yellow sugarcane aphid)
Lineage: Eukaryota; Metazoa; Arthropoda; Insecta; Hemiptera; Aphididae
Exons: 3
Coding region: 277-666 (129 amino acids)
Source: RefSeq, a predicted model, not a curated record
UGCCCAUGCCGUUAUUUUAGUAGUUUAAUUUUUAAUAUAUUUAAUAUAUUUAAUUGAUUUGAUAUUCGAGUAAGAUUACGAAUCCGAUUUCUCUUAUUAAUACGUAAAGUUUUUGCUGUUUGUUAUUAUUCUGUUUAAAUUUUAUUAAUAAAUUAGUAUUUACAUAUGAGCUUACUAGUGUGAAACUUUGCACUAAUGAUAGAUAUUUAGUAUUAUUGACUGAGAAAAUUUUAACAAAUCGGUUUAAAUAAAUACUGCUUAAUAUUGCAUUUUGAAAUGUCAAAGAGAAAUAAUAUUGCAUAUAUCAAGCCACGAGAACCAUCUUUUCUGACAAAAUUAAAACAAGAAGCCAACUAUAAAGAAGGGCCGACAGUUGAUUCCAAAAGAAGCAAUCUACCAACUUACGAAGAAGAUGAAUCAUAUGAUGAUGACAAUCCUACUGUGGUGGUCUUAAAUGAAGGUGAUCUAACUUCUGAUGAAGCAUUAAAAGAGAAAUUAGCAAAAGAACAAGAUAACAACUCACCAGCAGAUUUAUCUAAGCGCAUAAUCUUUAAGCGUCCAGCUAAAAGCACUCCACAAUCAGAAGAAAAACAUAGAGUAAAUAAAAAAAAGAAGCGAACUGAAAAACUAGUCUUAUCAUUUGAUGAUGAAGAAGAAUAUUCUUAAAUAGGUUAAUAUUUAUUAAUUUAUAUUUUAAAAAUAGUUUUCAUUGACUUAUUGA